UCGUGGGUUUGACAGACGCCGGAAGUGGGAGGCCCGGACGAAGCUUUGGAUGGUUUUCUUUCGUUGUGUGCCGGAAGCAGAAGAGAUCCUUCAGCCGGCAUGGCGGUGGGCUGGUUGAGUUUUGUGCUUCUCUUCGGAGUGGCCGCGUUUAGUACUGCGGCGCCGCUUGAGGCUGACGGGGGAGGCCCAGAGACUGCCAGAGGCAGCGCGACAGGGAUGGUAGACAUCAUUCAAGGUUCUUCAAAUCUCCCUGCAGAUAAGCAAGACAAUAUUAAAUCAAGCCAGAAUGGCAACUCAAAAGAUGUGAUGCAAAACCAUGUCUCUGUAGCCACAGAUGGUGACCCUGAUCAUAAUCCUGAUGAGCUGGCAGGCAAUGGUAAAUCCAAACAAAAAGACAACUCACAAGUUAUGCCCUCAAAUGAUGGAUCUGAGAUCCAGGAUCAUCAUGCCCCUGCUGUUAGUCCUGACAAGCGGCCAGACAAUGGUGAAUUCAAACAAAAAGGUACCUCACAAGUUAUGCCCUCAAAUGAUGGGAACAAGGAUCAUCAUGCCUCUGCUGUUACUCUUGAUAAGCAGCCAGACAAUGGUGAAUCCAAAGAAAAUGGUAACUCACAAGUUAUGCCCUCAAAUGACAGAUCUGAAAGCAAGGAUCAUCAUGCCUCUGCUGUUAGUGCUGACAAGCAGUCAGACAAUCGUGAAUCCAAAGAAAAUGGUAACUCGCAAGUUAUGCCCCCAAAUAAUGAAUCUGAGAGCAAGGAUCAUCAUGCCUCUGCUGUUAGUGCUGACAAGCAGCCAGACAAUGGUGAAUCCAAACAAAAAGGCAACUCACAAGUUAUGCCCUCAAAUGAUGGGAACAAGGAUCAUCAUGCCUCUGCUGUUAGUGCUGACAAGCAGCCAGACAAUGGUGAAUCCAAACAAAAAGGCAACUCACAAGUUAUGCCCUCAAAUGAUGAAUCUGAGAGCAAGGAUCAUCAUGCCUCUGCUGUUAGUGCUGACAAGCAGCCAGACAAUGAAGAAUCCAAACAAAAAGGCAACUCACAAGUUAUGCCCUCAAAUGAUGGAUCUGAGAGCAAGGAUCAUCACACCUCUGCUGUUAGUGCUGACAAGCAGCCAGACAAUGGUGAAUCCAAACAAAAAGACACUUCACAAGUUAUGCCCCAAAAUGAUGGGAGCAAGGAUCAUCAUGCCUCUGCUGUUAGUCUUGAUAAGCGGCCAGACAAUCGUGAAUCCAAAGAAAAUGGCAACUCACAAGUUAUACACUCAAAUGAUGGAUCUGAGAGCAAGGAUCAUCAUGCCUCUGCUGUUAGUGCUGACAAGCAGCCAGACAAUGGUGAAUCCAAACAAAAAGGCAACUCACAAGUUAUGCCCUCAAAUGAUGGAUCUGAGAGCAAGGAUCAUCAUACCUCUGCUGUUAGUGCUGACAAGCAGCCAGACAAUGGUGAAUCCAAACAAAAUGAUAACUCACAAGAUAUUUCCCCAAAUGAUGAAUCUACAGGUGAGGGUGACAACAUUGCUCAUAAUCUUGGGCCACUAGACAACACUGAAUUAAAUCCUCAGCCUUCAAAGUCAGAUUCUGCAUUGGAACCAGAUGAUGAAGACAUAAGUAAUGGAGAUGGUGGUGAUCAAGUGGAACAUGAAGAGAACAUGGUGGAACAUGAAGAGAAUGAGGAGAAGAAGGAUGAGUCCUCCAAGGAUGAGAAAAAGAACUCCCUUCCACCUGGCCCAUCCACCAAAGAAUCUGAGAAUAGCCACUUUUUUGCCUACUUAGUGACUACGGCUAUUGUUGUUGCUGCCUUAUACAUUGCCUACCACAACAAACGAAAGAUAAUUGCCUUUGCUCUGGAAGGAAAGAGAUCAAAGUUAACCCGAAGGCCCAAAUCCAGCGACUAUCAGCGACUGGAUCAAAAGAUCUAAGGCAAAACCCAACCCCCCACACCUGAUGCUGGGUUGAAUAAGAAAUCGCCCCGAAAAUAAGCACACAGAAACAAUGGGGGAACAUCCUACCUUCCAUCAGUACAGCCGUGAUGCUCUUCAGCUGUGCCCAAGGGGAGGGGGGAACAGAAGUGCUUUUUGAUUCUGCACGUGCACUUUGGUAACGGUCAUGUCUCUGUCAUUCUUUCCAAGUCCUCACCUGUUUGUGCACCCUUCUUGGCUACUUGAAGUUGGAGUGUUUUCUCCCAUACUGUGAUGUAAAGAACUGUCAUGUACCGCCUGUGUCCAAAUGAUGUGGUCCUGUUCUGCUAUGUUGGCACAAAGGGCUGUACUUAGGAGGUGCCUUGCCUGUCGAAUAAGCAGGCUGCACGCUCUCCCUCCUAAACUCCUGGCAUGAUCUUGUGAAUCGACAUGGUGGAGUUGUAGUUGACUCAGUGAAUGCUGUCAACAGCUGUGUGUAGUGUUGAAAUUAGAAGCUCACUUUGGGAUCCUUUGCACUAAUUGAGACCUUUUGCUGGGGGAAGGGGAGUCUGUUGGACAUUGUCCGCAUGUAGAUGACAAAAUUUGAAAAUCAACGAAAGACUUUCUAGAGAGGAAAGUCCGUGAAAAGAGGGGUCACGAUGCACAGUUUGUGGUUUUCUAAUUCUUUCUUUUUAAAAACGGCACAUUGCUUACUAUUAUCCCGAAGAUAAAAUGAUUUAAAGUUUGCUGGUGUGAGAGAAUCUGAGCUGGAGUGUUUUGACCUUCCCCACUCUGCUCUGUGCCAUGUUUCUUUUGAGAAGAAUUUCCACAAAUUUUUGUCAGUCAUUAGUGCCAUAUCCCCAUCACAAAGACACAAGAAUAAAAUCGCUGGCGCUGUUUUAAGUAACUUAAAAAUGGUAAUUUGCACUCAGUGAUAAUUUGCAAUGCAUAAUUGUUCAUAAUUUGCCUUUUGCUGUGUAAAUCCACUAUUUUAGUCCCACACAGAUUCUCAUUCUUGAUCCUAGGAGUCUGCAGAUUGCUCUUGCAUAAACCUGAACAUCUUUGUUUUCACUUAAUAGCUUUUUUUUUAAGUGUGUUUUUAAGUGUGAAGAACAUUUGUCUAAAAAUGUAUGCUAAUAGUCACCAAUGCACUGAAUGUUUUAAUUCUGUAGUAGCACUAUCAUUUUCCAAAAGUCCUUGAAGUUUGAACAAAUGUUCCUACAGAUCCUUGUAAUUCCAUAGAGCAAGCUGUAAUGCAGAGUAGUCUGUUCUUUGCAUUUGUAUGGUGGCCAUUUGCAAACUGCAGCUCUUCCGAGGCUCACGUCUUAUUUCCACUCAUCCUAAGGAAGAGGGAGAAUGUGGAGAAGAAAGUAAUUCUGUCUACCUAAACCUCUUUCAUUUUGCAUGCUUUCCCAGUUCUUAAUCAAGGAUCAAUUUAGGAAAACCUGCUUCAAGUCACAUAAUUGCAAUUUAGGAGUCUUACUGUUUCUUCAAUGUUCUUUAACGCUGACCUUUUUGGCAGCUCCCUUUAGCUUCCUUUCAGCUUCUGCCCACAUGGGAGAAGCAUUGCUUCUUUGAGAAAUACUCUUGCAAGAACUGGGUGAGAUGUAACCUCCUCCCUCGCUUGGAAUGGAGGACUUACCCUCCUUCUCCUCCAUCUGGAAAGGAGUCCUUUAUUUUGAACCCAGCUGACCAAAUUAUUCUCACCCUUAAAAUAUGAAUGAUGGCAUAUGAACCCUUAAAAUAUGAAUGAUGGCAUAAUCAUUUGUCUCUGGCGACACCAACCAACAUUUGGAUUUGUGUGUUAGCCAUACAUGCAAAGAAGUUGCAAAGAACCAUCAUGGUGAUAAUUCCCAGGCCAGUACGUGACUUCCUUGCAACCAGAUGCAGUCCUCCUCUUCCAAUACUGAAUGGAGGUUCUCAGAGAGCUGCAGUGUGGCUCUGUGCAAUUAAACCAUUAGAGACUGACUUCUGUCAUUAUGCUUGAUUUAUGAUGUUUUGUGCUCUUUUCCUUAAUUCUCUCACAGAAAGAAGUCUGUGGAAGUGGGUUUUUUAUUUUUUUAAUUGAGUUUGUGUUUUCUCUAAGGCAAGAGGCCUAAAGUUCAUUUUUGUUUUCAAAUAAAUUAAAACCUGGUCCACAUUCUUUGUGUUCAUGUAUUUACCUAAACUUCAAAUGAGUUUGCCAGGUAGCUUUUAGCCAGGUAACUUUCUUGCCAAAUGUGAUUCCCCCCCCCCUUUACAGCUUCUCUACUCUGUUUGAAUCCACAAAUGUGUGUUUCUGGUUCUGGCAGCUUUAAAAUGAGACACUUUAAAAAUUCAGACUUGUUUUUAAGUUUUGUAAUUUUUUGUGCGGUGAACUAAAUAAAUGGAUAUACCAAA
Heteronotia binoei (common prickly gecko) is the source of this 4272-nucleotide messenger RNA. RefSeq names its product trans-golgi network protein 2 (gene TGOLN2). Bases 100 to 1914 code for a protein of 604 amino acids. The record is from RefSeq and is a predicted model, not a curated record. The transcript has 4 exons. Lineage: Eukaryota; Metazoa; Chordata; Lepidosauria; Squamata; Gekkonidae.